Molecule: messenger RNA, 1542 nt
Organism: Fusarium oxysporum Fo47
Lineage: Eukaryota; Fungi; Ascomycota; Sordariomycetes; Hypocreales; Nectriaceae
Exons: 1
Coding region: 463-1215 (250 amino acids)
Source: RefSeq, a predicted model, not a curated record
AUUAGGCCACUGCGUCCCCUGCCCCUUCCUAUCCCAUUCCAAUGCCACUUGCCUGACCAACCCCCCCGUUCAUUCCAAUUCCCACCACAACCACCGCAUUUCCUGCUCUUCACUCCGACAACAGACUCAGUUUCUCCCUACAACAACAUCAACACAAACACAAACAGACAAACACCAAAUCAUUUGCAUUCUUGACUUUUUUUAAUAGUCGCAUCGCAACCUCUUCAUCUCUCAUCGACUCGAUCCUCACCUCCCCAUCUCGCGCGCGCACUUACCAAGCAUCGUCAAAAAAUUGCCCGCCAUACUUUUGCGCCUAGCCGCGUCGCCUAUCCCAGUCGCAAUCGCACCACACGCCAACCACCGCUUCGCCCUUCGCCCUUUGCACCAAACAAACAACAAUAGUCGCUGCGGCCAUACUUUGCAUCUUUAUUAUUUAACACCAAAUAAUCGAAACUCGCUACUAUGCUUCUCCCGUCCGCGCUGCCCUGCGAUGCGUCGCACUCAACCCACUCUCGACUGCAACCUUCUCUUUUCUCGCCUCCUGCCAGCCCUCCGGCUUUCUCGUCGCACGCAUCUUUCGCCAAUAUCAUGACCACCUGUCGCUCGCUCCAAUCACUACUAUCAACACCUGCGCCUAUUAUCACCAAUCCUCGCCCGACUCCUUCGCUCGCUCAAUUACCAACUCCACCGCUCGCCCAUGCAGCACCUCCUCUGAAGCUGCGCCUCCGUCCACGCCCACAACGCCGCGAGCCAGUCGGUCCCAAGAAGGUAACCAAGCGUGCGGCACCGCGUGCUCUUAACAAGAGGCGCCGUGCUGCCGACGAGGAGGCGGAACGCUAUUCAUCAGCAAGCGAGUCUGGCAGCGAGUCACCAUCGCGCCGCCCAAUCAAGCAAGUCGCGCCCUCAACGCCAAAGCGCACGCGCAUCGCCCCCGAGCAGCUGCCUCUCGGUCUCGACCGUUCCGACUUCCACAACAUGCAUCUUCGACAAGGCGGACAUCUUCUCGGAGAGGAAGAUUCCUCCGAUGAAGAGGACUGGAGCGCCGAGGACGAUCGUAUCCUCAUCGAAAUCGUGCUAGAGAAGCUUAGAUUGUCAAAGGCAGAAUGGCAAGACUGCGCCCGAAAUCUCGGCCGCGAUCGUCAUGCUGUCGACCGCCGCUGGAAGACGCUGUUGCUCAAUGGUGACAUCGGUCUCAAGUCACGACCAGGACAUUAAGCAACCUCAAUUGGAUCUACCAGAAUAUUUUCUCGUACAUGAUUUUAUACAUUUGAUCUUUAGCGCAAGUCUCGGCCGAGCAUCAUCGGUAGCGAGCACAAAGAAAAGAGGCCUACAGGACAUAACAUGGGCAAUGGGCUGCCCUUGGAGUUAGAUAUUUUCUUUCACGUUUUGUAAUGAUAUCCCCACGCGUAAAUGCGUGCGUCUAUUAAGUUUCACAUUUGCUUUCUUUUUUUAAUUAUUUUUUUUUAGGUCAAGAAUCGGAAUUUGGUGCUAGAUAUAUCAAGAAUCUGCAAUGGAACGCCAAAAGUUCCACAUUUCACUUAA